Camelina sativa (false flax) is the source of this 1041-nucleotide messenger RNA. NCBI's taxonomy places the organism in Eukaryota, Viridiplantae, Streptophyta, Magnoliopsida, Brassicales, Brassicaceae. The record is from RefSeq and is a predicted model, not a curated record.
CUCACCACAUGUAUACUUUUCUUCCUCCUCUUUUCGCUCCACUUUGCUUACUUUAACACAUCAAACAAACACACACACACACACAUGCACACACACAAAAAGCCUCUUCUUGGUUUGAAUCUGAUACCUCAUACACCAACAACAAUGGAGUCUCUAAAUCUGUUUAUCUCUCUCUUUCUGUUCUCAUUCUUAUGUUUCUUCUCAGGUGCUGAAUCGGAUCAUCUUCAACAUAGUAACUCAAAGAGCUUGAGACCGAACAGGCUGUUCGUGUUCGGAGAUUCCUAUGCAGAUACAGGAAACAUAAGGAAGUCUCUCUCCGAUUCUUGGAAAAUUCCUUACGGCAUCACUUUCCCACAAAAACCCUCCGGUCGUUUCUCGGAUGGCCGUGUCGCCACCGAUUUUCUAGCAAGAUACUUGGGGAUUAAGUCACCGAUCCCAUACACGUGGAAGGAUUACGCAGGAAAGGAACGGCUAUUGUACGGGAUGAAUUAUGCAUACGGAGGAACAGGAGUGUUUAAGACUAAAGAUAAUCCAUUGCCAAACAUGACAACUCAGAUUGAUUAUUUUGAACGCAUCCUUACCGCCGGCAAUAUCUACUCUCCCUCCCAUCUCCCAUCUUCCCUCGCUCUCGUCAGCGUCGCCGGCAACGACUAUGCCACUUUCAUGGCCCUAAAACGCCCACUGACCGAGUUACCGGCAUUCAUGCAGCAAGUCGUUGGUCAAAUUGAGGUAAACGCGAGACGCAUCCACAAGUUAGGAGUGAAGAAGAUAGCGAUUACUUCAAUGCAGCCACUCGGAUGCCUCCCUAGCAUCACCGUCUUUACCUCAUUCCAACGUUGCAACGCCACAGAUAACAUAUCAACGAAUCUUCACAACUAUUUGUUGCAUAAAGCCGUCGCCAGGCUUAACAAUGAGACCAAGCCCUCCACUUNAGGAAGUUUGGAUUUAAGACGAAGAGAGUUUUCAAGUCAAGCGCUCGCUGGUUAUAUGGUGCAUAUUAUAAGGAUCGUUGAAGUCAUGGAUAAAAGCAAUUGGUUAUAA